Molecule: messenger RNA, 1259 nt
Organism: Acanthisitta chloris (rifleman)
Lineage: Eukaryota; Metazoa; Chordata; Aves; Passeriformes; Acanthisittidae
Gene: OSGEPL1
Product: O-sialoglycoprotein endopeptidase-like 1
Exons: 7
Coding region: 12-1259 (415 amino acids)
Biological process (GO): tRNA threonylcarbamoyladenosine modification
Cellular component (GO): mitochondrion
Source: RefSeq, a predicted model, not a curated record
GAUUUUAAGUCAUGAACAGCCUUGCCAAAAGCCUUUUGAAGUCAGUGAGACGCGGCAGGAGUGCGCGGCUGAGGAGCAGCUCUGCUGGCUCUGGGGAGCAGCGUGCGCGGAGCUUGGUGCUGGGGAUAGAGACGAGCUGCGAUGACACGGGCGCUGCCGUGGUGGAUGAUGCUGGCUGUGUGCUGGGAGAAGCGCUGCACUGCCAGAACCAAGUCCAUUUACAAACAGGUGGAAUAAUUCCUGUGGUGGCACAGCGACUUCACAGAGAAAACAUUGAGCAAGUGGUACAAGAGGCACUUCGUGUCAGUGGUGUUUCUGUACCUGAGCUUUCAGCUAUUGCAACUACAGUGAAACCUGGACUGGCACUGAGCCUUGGGGUGGGGCUGCAGUACAGCCUGAGCUUGGUCAACAGGUACCAGAAGCCCUUCAUACCCAUCCAUCACAUGGAGGCUCAUGCACUGACCAUCAGGCUCACACAUCAUCUGGAUUUUCCCUUCUUGGUUCUUUUACUCUCUGGAGGCCACUGCCUCUUGGCAGUAGCACAAGGAGUUUCAGAUUUCCUUCUGCUUGGACAGUCCAUAGAUAUUGCACCAGGUGACAUGCUGGAUAAGGUAGCAAGAAGACUGUCUUUAAGAAAGCACCCAGAGUGCCAGAGCAUGGCUGGGGGGAAGGCAAUAGAGCACCUGGCUCAGAGUGGGGACCUGGAACGGCUCACGCUGCCACUGCCCAUGAAACAGUAUCGGAACUGCAACUUCUCCUUCUGUGGGAUGCAGAACCUUGUCAAUAAUGCCAUUGCACACAAAGAAAAGGAAGAAGGUAUCCAAGAAGGUGAGAUCCUGUCCUGUGCUCAGGAUAUUGCUGCUGCAACUCAGCAUGCAGUGGCUGUUCAUAUCAUCCAGAAGACAUACCGAGCCAUGCUCUUCUGCAUUAAAAACAGCAUAUUACCAUCAAAAAAUGCAGCCUUGGUUGUCUCAGGAGGAGUUGCAAGUAACCAGUAUAUCCGAAAAGGUCUACAGAAUUUGGCAGAUGCCAAUGAUUUUGCCUUUCUGUGUCCUCCUCCAAGACUGUGCACUGACAACGGCAUUAUGAUCGCAUGGAAUGGCAUUGAGAGAUUACGUGCAGGACUUGGUGUUCUACACAGCACUGAUGGAAUCCGCUAUGAACCCAAAGCUCCCCUUGGAAUCGAUAUUUCAAAAAGAGUCGAAGAAGAUUCCAUCAAGGUGCCAAGAUUAAAAGAGAUAAGAUGGUUGGCAACUUAA